Messenger RNA from Mandrillus leucophaeus (drill), 498 nucleotides. It is a transcript of the gene LCN9, whose product is annotated as lipocalin 9. NCBI's taxonomy places the organism in Eukaryota, Metazoa, Chordata, Mammalia, Primates, Cercopithecidae. Bases 1 to 498 code for a protein of 165 amino acids. The record is from RefSeq and is a predicted model, not a curated record. The transcript has 6 exons. Gene Ontology annotation, molecular function: small molecule binding.
AUGGCUCUGCUUCUGCUGAGCCUGGGGCUGAGCAUCAUCGCGGCCCAGGAGUUCAAUCCCCGCGCCGUUGUGCAGAGGAACUACAACAUGGCCAGGAUUUCGGGGGUCUGGUAUUCUAUUUUCAUGGCCUCAGAUGACCUGAAUCGGAUUAAAGAAAACGGGGACUUGCGGGUCUUCGUCCGGAAUAUAGAACAUUUGAAGAACGGCAGCCUAAAAUUUGAUUUCGAAUUCAUGGUGCAGGGGGAGUGUGUGGCCGUGGUCGUGGUCUGCGAGAAGACAGAGAAGAAUGGGGAAUACUCCAUCAAUUAUGAGGGCGAGAACACGGUGGCCGUCUCGGAGACUGACUACAGGCUGUUCAUCACCUUCCACCUCCAGAACUUCAGGAACGGAACCGAGACCCACGCACUGGCGCUCUACGAAACCUGCAAAAAGUACGGACUCGGCCCACAAAACAUCGUCGACUUGACCAACGAAGAUCACUGCUACUCCAAGCGUUAG